GUUACAUUGUGCGACCGCGCCCUCUGCCCGGUUGAGUAGCGCUGGAUGCUGGCACUGCUUCUGCUGCUGCUGCUGCUGCUGCUGCCCUGUCCCAUCUCCACUCCCGCCAUCUUUACUAUGCAGAGCCCUUCCUUUCAGUGCAAUCGAGGCGGGAUGCGCUUGGUCUGCCUGCUGACUGCAAACGAUGUAUCUAGUCGUGCUCCAUGUGUGUGUCUACCUGCCUGCCUGCCUGCCUGCCUGUCUGUCUGCCUGUCUGCCCUCUUGGUUGUUGCGCACAUUCUUCAUCUACCAGCUUUUGACUAUACGUGAUUCUAUUUUCGACCGCUGUCUCUAAUGCCAAAGGAUUCACGCUAUGGAAGAAGCUGCCGCCAUCGGCAAUCUUGACGCUGUGAAGAGUAUGUUGCCAAGCCUGUUACUGAGCCACGACCCAACUGUGCCCCUCCACGAGAGGGCCGCACCAGGUGCCAGUACCAUUCUCGAUCGGUCCAUACGUGCUGCCGCCGCUCAUGGUUGGGCCGACGUCACCCGUUUCUUCAUUGACCAAGGUGCCGUUAUCGACGAUGCCCUUGUCUGCGCUGUUAUAAACUCGGGAUCUAUCGAGCAAUGCCAGAUUCUUCUGAGUCACGGCUGGGAUGUCAAUCGCAGCUACAUUAGUGCUUCUGGUGAUUGGCAUUUUUGGACUCCUUUGCGCGCAGCACUUGGAGACCCGCCGCUUUGCCGUUGGUUGUUAGAGCAUGGUGCGGA
Messenger RNA from Xylaria bambusicola, 744 nucleotides. RefSeq lists its product as uncharacterized. The record is from RefSeq and is a predicted model, not a curated record. The transcript has 2 exons. The coding region runs from base 46 to 309 and encodes 87 amino acids. Lineage: Eukaryota; Fungi; Ascomycota; Sordariomycetes; Xylariales; Xylariaceae.